AUGAGGACAUCUAACGGAACGCGCGCGCGAUGGAGCCCGCGACAGCAGGAGAGAAGAAUGGAAGUCGUGUGGGUCGAGAACCGAUCGUAUCUGCAGUAGUCGCAAUCGUUCAAGGAAUUGACUAAGGAAACAUGGCUGCAGGUUGUUGUGGAACGAAAAAGCAAAAGCUGAACAAUUCUUCAAGUGUUCCUUGUAAUGGUUCAGUGUUACAAAAUGGCACACAGUUAAGGAACAGUGUGAUAGUAAAGCCUGAGAUGGGCUUCUUUUGCUUCGAUGUUCUUUAUUGCCAAUUACAUCAACUUGACCCUCCAAAACCGCCCAAUUUUAGCAACGAAGCAUUCCCAUUAUUUGUAACAUGGACUAUUGGAAAAGAUAUGAGGUUAAGAGGUUGUAUUGGUACAUUUAAUGCAAUGCAGUUACAUGCUGGACUUAGAGAAUAUGCAACAACCAGUGCAUUCAAAGAUUCACGCUUUAAUCCUAUCACACGAGAUGAACUACCACGUUUACAUGUAAGUGUUUCAAUUCUGAGACACUUUGAAGAUGGUAUUGAUUAUUUAGACUGGGAAGUAGGUGUUCAUGGAAUUCGUAUAGAAUUUCAUAAUGAGAAGGGUAAUAAACGAACUGCAACCUAUUUACCUGAUGUUGCAACAGAACAAGGAUGGGACCAGAUACAAACAAUAGAUUCAUUGCUGCAUAAAGGUGGUUAUAAAGGAUUAGUCACUCCAGAUAUUAGACGUAGUGUCAAAUUAACAAGAUAUCAAAGUGAGAAAGUUACUGUAAGCUAUCAAGAUUAUAUGACACACUGGCAUAGCCGAAGAUGCUAGCAGCUGGCUUGGGGUCCUAGUCAAGGACCCCAAUUGCCACAAAAUUCUGUUGCAGUUCAUUAUAAUGCUAAUACAUCUCACACAUCCCAUCUACUAUACAACAGUACUCAAUAUAAUUCUUAUAUGGCCAGUCAGGAACAUGGAUUAGUAAUGACACAACGUAAUCAUCCUGCAUUUAUACAUCCUCUUCCAAUACCUCCUAUUUCUCCUGUCAUGUUACCUAUAUGGGAUUAUUCAUCUUUUUGGUGGGAUCAAACUAGUUCAUCUUAUCCUCCACCACAUUCACAUCUUCAUCCUCCUCCCCGUGUUCACCGUUUUUCGUCACAAGAACCUGAUCGUGGAAUUCGUAAACGAAAAUGACAUUGGAGGCGACUAUUGUUUACAAUGUUUUAUUGUUUAAAAUGGUGCCUACUAUACUUUGUAUGUUUCUGCAUACACAGUUUUCCUCUUAUGAUAUCACAUAGUCCUCCUUGAGGACAAUAGCAUUUUAUGUAUGAUGGCACUGUCUUAUUUCUUUAUCUUUUAUGAUAUAAUAAUAUUAUUUAAUACUUAAUAAUUGGUAUAAUCAUAAAAUACAUAUGCAUACAAAAAGUGCAUUAACUUUUAACUUUAAUAUUUGUAAUCAUUGAUAAAAGUAUAUGUCAAAUAUUCGAAUUUUAAAACUUGUACUAUAAUAUAAUUGCAUAUUCUCAUGUGCUUUAAUACGUUCAUAAAUUAAAUAACAUGAUUCAGUCCAAAUAGAAUAUACAUAGUAUGCAAUUAGCUCUGCCAUCAUACUAUUGAGUGUCCAUUUAUGUCUACAGUAUACGAGUGACAUGAAUAAUAUUUUAGCACAGUGAUGCUGCCUGCAAUUCACUGCCUGCUUCACAAGAUUUAAUGUACAAAUUCACGCGAAAAUGUUUCUAUUAUUCGUAUAUUACAAAAAUAUAGAAUAUCAUUUUUAGAUAAUAACAUAAGUGAAGAAUAAAAAAUUAGAUUUUCUAUUAAUUCAUAUAAGAUACAUAAUUAUUUUCUACAUAACUUUCAUGUAUUAUCAUUUAUCAAAAAUUAUAAGAAAUUUGCAUAAACAGUUAAUAUGAAUCAAACAAUUAAUUUAAAUAAUAUUAUAAUUAAUACAUAAAUAAUACAUUUUCUAAAUUAAUUAUGCAAAGAGAGUUACUUAGAAACUUUCUUAUUAUUGUGUUUUUGAUUAACUCAUAAGUAAUACAUACAUAUAUAAAUACUAAUUUUAAACUUACUAAUUUAAAUUUCUUUGUAUUAAUGGUAUAGGUACAUAAUUUUUAUUGUUAUUACAUAUAUUUAAUUAUUUAUAUUAAUUGGCAUUUUCAAAAAUGGAAGUUUUUAAUUUAAUAAUGUUUAAUUUUUUGUAAAAUAUAAUUAAUUUUUAGAUUUUUAUUUUUUUUAUACCAUUGUUACAUUGAAAUUUAACACUUGUAGUUAUAUUAUAGUCCAGCGUUUUAUUACAGAAAAGAAUUAUACCAUUAAAUACAUAAAUAUGUAAUUUCUUGUGAAUAAUUGUAAUUAAAAUUAGAUAUAAUCAAUUAAAUUAACAGUAAAUAUUUCGAUACUUGUUUGGAAAUUAUUGCUGAUUUUACAAAAUUUAGAUAAUAUUGUUAAAGGAAAUAGCAGUGUGAUAAAGAUGAUAGAAUGGGACCUCUAUUGUAAAUAAGCAAUGGACUGCAUUAUGACUAUUAAAAUGCGUUAAUAAUAGUUGUAUUAUAGUUGUAGAUGAAAAUGUGACGAUCUCAUUGUGAUUUUAAUAUUCUGUGACUCGUAAAACACAAAUAGAGUUGCUAUUGCUUUUUCUGUAACAUAUUUAUCUUAUUACUUUGUUUCUGUUGAAAUAACAUAUAAUUAUAACGUUAAAAUGAAUUAAUGAAACAUAUGGUGAUUUUUAAGGUAUAGUAAAAUAUGUUCUUCCAUA
Molecule: messenger RNA, 2748 nt
Organism: Apis cerana (Asiatic honeybee)
Lineage: Eukaryota; Metazoa; Arthropoda; Insecta; Hymenoptera; Apidae
Product: nuclear protein AMMECR1
Source: RefSeq, a predicted model, not a curated record